Messenger RNA from Gryllus bimaculatus (two-spotted cricket), 5986 nucleotides. The record is from the annotation of a GenBank genome assembly. Lineage: Eukaryota; Metazoa; Arthropoda; Insecta; Orthoptera; Gryllidae.
UUGCCGACUGGACUACAUGUAGCCUUGAAUACGACGUAAUGGCAAACGACGGCAGAUUAGCGUUGGGAUAUUACUUUUCAAAUAUUAUUUAAAUUGUUUUUGCAAUGAAACCUCUUAAUGAGAGCAAGUGCAAACUGACCUGGGAACUACUGGCUUUCAUUGAAAGUAAAAAUCACGAAAUUUAAUUGAGAUAUAAGCUCAAAUUUUUUUCUAAACGAAAACUCUCCAUGAUUUAAUUGGUGCAUUUUUUGAUACCAGCUCAUUUUUGUGGUUUAUUAGAACACUAUGAUUAUUCCAACUUGUGAGACUGAGAAGCCGGAGGCCGGCUGCCGGGCGCUGGUUGCGAGCAGUUGCGAAUGCGAGAUGUUGGGAACUCGGGAGCUAUAGGCAGAAACGGGAGAAACUUGAAAUUCCGCUUGUAUCAUAGAACAUGCCUGGCAGUGGCAAGUGCUUUGAAUCGAAGAGCCAGAGCAGAAUCUGAGUGUCGUGCGAGGUAUAGUGGAUCUUCGGCGCAGCAUGGUGUGCAUUGGAGUGUUGAUUUAUGUCAGUGCCUGCUGAAAUUCUUUGAAGAUGAGCAACAAAGACGCUCAAGAAGAAGAGUUGUGUGCCUUGAAAUCAAUCUUUGAUGAUGAAUUUGUUGUUUGUGAUUCUGCGGACAGGGUUGAGGGCAAAUACUAUGCACACGUUGAUGUACCAAGUAAAUUUAAAAUCAAAUGGCAAGAUGUGAACGAUACAAGGGAGAUAAAGGUGCAAUUUCUUCCACCAGUUGUUUUGUCUUUUGAAUUGCCUGAAGAUUAUCCUUCAGAGUCACCCCCUACUUUCAGUUUGGCCUGUGAGUGGCUGAGUAGCAAUGAAAUUGCUAAUUUGUGUGCUAGGCUAUCAGAGUUGUGGCAAGAAGACAAAGAUGUGAUUCUUUACAUUUGGGCAUCUUUCUUGAAAGAUGAGUUGUUGAAUUUUUUGAAUAUAACUGACGAGCUAGAUGUUACUGCUUUGCUUAUUCAGUCUGUGAGUGGAGGGGAUCAUUCUGGCCUGACUUCGAGCAUGUCAGUAGGACCUUCUACUGAGAAACAGAUUUCAGAUGUUGAGAAAUCAGUUUGCCUCGAAAAACCACACGAUAUCCCUGGAAACUGUAAAGAAACAUCAGUGGAGUUGAAAAGGUCUGUUGACCUUUCAAAAGCACCACUUCUUCAAACUAUUCAGGAAUACAACAAGCAGAAACUUCAGGAAGCUUUUAAUAGAGAUACCUUUACAUGCAAUGUGUGUUUCCUUCCUGUAAUUGGAUCUAAAUGCAUUCAGUUUCAACCUUGCCAGCAUGUGUUUUGCAAAUUGUGUGUAAAGGAAUACAUUGAAGUUGUUAUUAAAGAAGGAAGGGUACAAAACAUGACUUGUCCAGAAACAGAUUGCAAAUCUCCUGUUCUCCAGUCGCAUGUGAAAGAUUUAGUGAGCAGUGAACUCUUUGCUUCUUAUGACCAAUUACUGCUAACUGUUUCACUAACUUCUAUGUCAGAUGUCACCUACUGUCCAUUUGCUUCAUGUGAAACACCAGUGUUAUUUGAUCCAGAAGACAAGAUGGCUUCCUGCCCAGCUUGCCAUUAUGUAUUCUGUAUUUAUUGCAAAAUGGGGUAUCAUGGUGUGGAACCCUGUCGCAUCAAAACUAAAGAUAAAGCAAAAUUGGUUAAGGAGUACUUAUCUGCGACAGGAAGUCACAAGAGAGAUUUGGAAAAGAGAUAUGGCAAGAGGCCUUUGCAGGUUCUGGUGAACAAUGUCAUGUCACAACAGUGGAUUGAUGCCAACAGUAAACCAUGUCCAAAUUGCAAUGCAAAUAUUGAGAAAUUUGAUGGGUGUAAUAAAAUGCAAUGCUGGAGGUGCACAAGCAAUUUUUGUUGGUUGUGUACCAAAAUGAUCACAGAUGCUGAUCCUUACAACCAUUUUAAUUCUGUUAACUCAAAGUGUAAUGGUUUACUCUUUCAUGGGUUGCCAACAGAAGCUUAUGAGUUUAAUGAAGAGCAAUUUGAAGAAAACGUUGAAGUAUUUUCUGAUGAAGACAGUGAUGAUGACUACAUAUACUUUCAAGUGAUGUAACACAACUGUUAAAAUCAAGCCUCAUUCACUCACUUUCUCACUCAUUCUCAUUUUUUUUUGUUUUUUUGUAAAUAAUAUUUUUAUAUAUCUUUACUCCUGUUUUUUAAUUAUUCCAGUCAAAAAUGUACAGCGAUUCUUUUAAUUUCAUGCUACUUUCAAUAAGAAAUAUAUUCAGCUCAGAAUUGAGGCCGCAGCGAAACAAAAAAUUUAGAAGCUUUUGUAUUGAAUAAAUGUUUUUGUGCUCUCUUGCUCUUUUUUAGUCAUAUGGCAGUAAGUCUUUUUAAUGAUGUUUCUUAGAGAUAAAACUGUAUAAUUGAAGUGGGUGCUAAUGCUUUGUAUUUUGAAUUAGCUACAGGUUUUAGUUUGAUACAAAUAAUUGUGAUGUCAUUAAAGGAACUGCAUAUUGUGGCAUAUAACAUCUAAUCAUGAUGCAGGAUGCCAUUUGGAAAUGGUAAAACAAUAUUUCUGGUUGAUCUUUUUUAAAUCCUUCCCUUGAGGUAUGUUAUUUUUUUUUGUGAGCUUAAAAGUUUACUUUUGAGGUUAUUUAGAAAAAUGUAGGAUUUGACAGGAACAGUGUUCUAAGGAAUGUGCAAGACAUUUAAAUUAUCUUAAUCAAAAUGCCUUUGUUUUUUGAAGUAUCGUGUAUUCUUUUUUAGUUUAUACAUAAUAGUUUCUAUUUAUUUGUUUUGUAAAAACAGUUGAGUUGACAAGAAUACUCACUAGUUCUGGGAUUUAUGAAUUCUUGUGUUCAUUCCUUUUUUUUUGUUGCAUUUUUGCAUCCUCUGUAUUCAUUCAAAAUAAUAAAGAAGUUGUUCUCUUUAUGAUCAGGAUAAGAGGCUCUUGCCAUUAUUGCUGAAUAAUGUGUGAGAGGUGAAUAUUACUCAUACAAAAUGUAAGAAUAAUAAAGUUCUAUAUUUUGUUGUUAAAAGUGGUUCGUACUCUUUUCCUUAUGUAGAGAUUGACUUUUCUUCCCACUAGUUUCAACAGAUUUCAUGCUGUCCAUUAAUGCCUUCAAAUACUUGCAAUUCUCUGCAACUAUGUAAUACUUUGACAUGUCUUUGUUCCUUAAUGAUCAGAGUUUUUCUUUGAAGUGUGGAAAUCGUCAGAUUAAGAUGAACAUUAAUAUUAAAUUUGCAUUAAUUAUAAUUUCAUUUGGUUUUAUCCAGAGAUGUGCACAGCAUAUAGCAAGAGGAGGGACAGCUCUUUCUGGGCCUCCUUUUCCAUUGAACUUUUUAUUUACAUACGACAUAUUUUAUAAUUAAAGGAAUAAAAUGUACUGCAAAGAGAAUUAUAGCACUAAGAAUACAAUUUAUAAAAAAAGACAAUGAUUUUAUGUUAAACCACUUACACAGUUGCCAGAUGGCUUGGAAAACGUCUUCCGUAAUUGUCGUGUAACAAUUUGCAAAAUUGUCAGGUUAAGAAAGAAAGGAGAAAAUUGGCGAUUGCACAUACAGAAGGAAAUAAAAUGUUCAAUUACAUAAGGAAAUAGGGCUACUUUCAAAAUGUUCAGGGGGAGCAUAUCCAUACUAGCCCAUUGUGCACACUUAUGAUAUUUUUGAUUUUUCCCUUUGCAGUUUCUGCAUGUAGUUCGAUAUAUUUUUUUGUAGUUUCCACUUCUAAUUUGCUUAUGUCGGGAGUCCAAGUUUAAAUGAAGUUGUUAUUCUUCAAGAAAAAAAUACGAUCACGCAUUUGUGAUGGGCAGGAAGAGGGAGUUGUGGGAAAUCUAAAAAUGUUGACCUUUUUUUUUUUGUUUCUAGUUUUAUUUAAAUAUUGAAGGUAUUCUUUACAUUUUGAUAUUGAUAAUGGGGUAAUUUUUGAAACAACACACUUUUGAAUAUUGUUAUUUAAAUGUCUGCAUCUGUUAAAAUGGCUGCUGUGUUUGACAGUCUUCUCAAGUCUAGCCUAACUUUGAAACUAAUUCAUCUAGAAGCUGUGAUUCUGUUCAUAUUUGUCAAAAAGUUUCAUUUCAUAGAAACUUGCAUGUGCUGGUAAAUGCUGGAUUUUAAUGUAUGCAUGGUUUUACACACUUUGAUGAAUAGUUUGUUGUGUAUCUUGGUCGGUAUUGUAAAUUUGUAUAAAUUUAAAGCUUGUUUGGGAAAAACUGAAUUUUUUUUGGUGAAAAAGAUUUUGUAAAUUUCUACUCAAUCAUUCUGAAAUGAACACAGUAAUAUUGCAAUACGAACAGAAAAAGUACUGUUUUGGGGAUAUAUUUGUUAUUCAAUAGUUAUUAACACAGUUAUUAUAAAUCUGCUACAAUGUACACAAAAGAUACUGGUUUUUUACUUUAAGUACUUUUUUUACAUUAUUUCUAACUUUUGGGAACUUUGAAAAAUGGAGAACUGUGCUAAUUUUUUAAGUGUUCAUUUCUCUAUCCAAGGGAGAAAAAAGUUAUUUCAUUGUUACACUUUUUUUAAUGUCCCAUUAUGUUUUUCAGUUGACCUCUAAAGAUUAAGGCAAACUUAUUUACUAAUUGUUUUGUGUCAUCUUCUCAAAAUGCAUUCAUUAUUUUUGUCUAUUUUCUUCCAUUUUUCUGUCCAGAAUGUAAUUUACUUGUGUUACUUCUGUACCUAACUUGCUAUAUCACGAAAAGAUAAUAAUUUCUCUAAAUUUAAGUAAAAUCUUGUAAUGUUCAAUCCGAUAUUUUUGUUAUUAAUUUUAAUACAUUCUUAACUUGAAAUUAGUAAGUUUAAUCAUACAUGCGGUGAGAGCAUAUUAUUUUCUAUCAACUCCUUCCUCCCUUGCUUUCACGCCUGUCUUCUAUGUGAAAAACUCAUCCAAAUUAUGUAAAUAUUUCCCAUUGAAUGACCUUUUUAUCAUGCACUAUUGUAAUAAACAUUUUUUGAAACUAGUCCAGAAAUAAUGUAGUUAGAAAUAAUGUAAAAAAGCAGGCUAAAUGGUCCGAGCCCCGCUAUCAAUAAAGUCAUUCAUUUAUUGAUUUAUUUACUUGUAGCCUAGUUUUUUUAAAUGUUAUUUGCAUUAUUUUCAAAACUGCUUGUAUAAUAUUGCUUUUUAGCUCUAUUUUAUUAGAGUAUUCAUUACAGUUACAGUCCUUAAUUUUCUUACAGUUAGUUCUAUAUUUAUGGUUGUGUUCAUUAGAAUUCCAUUGUCUAAAUAAUCUGCCUUUUUUGAAUGAACAUGUGCAAUACGUCUGUGAAUUGUGAAUUGUUCUUUCUGUUUUUUCAAUUUAUUUGUGUCCCUCUAUUCUCAAUUUCUGUAUUUUUGUACAUGGAAGAGAACAUUUUCAUAAUAUUGUUGUAUUUAUAAUAUUAGGUUUUAUCUUGGUAUAGUUAUUCCAGUUGUUUUCUAUUUGUUUUUAAAUUUUAUCUUCAUUUUGUAAGUAGAAGACCAUGUUUCGUAUGUAGAAGAUCAUGUUUUCAUAUGUAGAAGAGCAUGUUUUUAUAAUAUUGUUUACAAAGAUAUUGGGAUCUAUAUUAACACAAUUUUUCCAUCACAGUUUUUUGUUUCUUUUUUUAAAGUAUUUUUAUUGUUAAAUUUUACUAUAUUUUCAUUUCUUUUUUUUAAAUAUUUUGAGAUUUAAUGGUUAAAUCACAACAACUGAUUAGGGAUCUGAUAAUUUAUGUUGGCAUCUCGUGAACUAAUAUCAUUAUUACACUUACGAAUUGUGGUCUAAAAGCGUGCUGCUUACCUUAUUGCCUCAAUUUCUUGUUUUGCACUUUCGAUUACACUUUCUAAGGCAUUGCAGUACAAUACUGCGUCGUAUUCUUUCACUGCUUGGCUUUCUUCUUCCAGUAGGUUUAUAUUUAUAUCUCCCAUGUACACAGUGUUAUGAUAUCCUUUUCCCUCUCAAGACAUGUAGAUCUUUUAUAAAUUCAAUUGGAUUUAAAUCUGGUGCUGUAUGUACAAAAGUUAAAGAAUUAAAGUUAUUAUUUCUUUUUGAACACUU